AUGGCUAUGUGUUUACGAAACAAGAAAAAACUUACAAACCACAAAGAAGAUCUGUCUGGUCAAGUUCUCCAAAACACAGAAAAAACAGGAAUAGACAAAACUAGGACAUAUACUUGUAAGAUAUGCAAAAGGAAAUUCAGCUGGAAAUGUGCUUAUAGACGACAUUGUACGAAGCGUAUUAAUUGCGACUUUUGUGGGAAAAUAUGCUGCAAUAUAAUUAUAUUGAAACAGCAUAGAAAAUCACAUGAUGAAGAAAGAACCCAUGUGUGUCCUAUAUGUGGAGUCAAGUUGACAGGCCAAAGUCAAUUCAAAGCACAUAAGAAGACUCAUCUUAAAUUCACAUGUGUUACAUGUGACAAACAGUUUUUGAUCAGGUCCAGUUCAACAGGAAAUGGAGAUACCAGCACUGGGAACAAGCCCUAUCGAUGCGGUAAAUGUCGAAGGAAAUUGUUAGAUUAUGUGUGUGAUAUAUGUGGGGGGAAAUUUAAAUCAAAAUGCAGUCUUAAAAAUCAUCAAAAAGUGCACACUGGUGAGAAACCAUAUAAAUGUGACAUCUGUUCCCACAGAUUCCCAGCAAAGUCUACCAUGUUGGUUCAUCGAAGAUCCCAUACUGGUGAAAAACCUUACAAAUGUCAUAUGUGUGAGAAAAGAUUUGUAAAAAAAGGAACUUUAAAAGAACAUGUAAUGUCGCACACUGGGGAAUUUCCAUACAAGUGUGAUACUUGCGGAUUGACGUUCAAACGUAAAAACAAUUUGAAUAGCCAUCUGCGGGUGCAUACUGGAGAAAAGCAAUGUUUGUGUGACAUUUGUGGACGUAUGUUUUCUGACACCACAAGGCUCAAUUAUCAUUUGCGAUGUCAUACUGGUAAAAAACCAUAUAAAUGUAACACUUGUGGUAAAUAUUUUGCCAAUAAAAAGUAUGUGAAAGUACACAUGCUGAUUCAUACAGGUGAAAAACCACAUCAUUGUGAUGUAUGCGACAAGUAUUUCCGUCAUUUGAGUGACUUACGAGAACAUGCUAAACGUCAUGUUGGCGAGAAUCCAUUUCAGUGUGAGACAUGUGGAAAAAAUCUUGCAUCAACGAGAAAUUUGAAGUUACAUCAGAGAAUCCAUACUGAGAAAAAGAACAAGAAAAAAUUGCCUGUGAAUGAGGAUAUUCAAGAGGAGUCUACAAAUGAUGAUAAUAUAAAUGUACGCACUACAUUUAAAAACUUCAGGUGUCGUGUCUGUGGAAUGCAGUUCUUACGAAAAAGUACUCUGAAAUUACAUGAUAGAACACAUGUCAAGAAAAAAACUUUCAAAUGUUUAUCCUGUGGAAAAAUUUUUUUACUUAAAAAUACUUUGAAACUACAUAAAAAGAAGCAUGCUAAUGAGAAAUCAAGCAAGUUAAAACAAUCGAUGACCAAGACUACACAUGCUGUUAAAAAAAAUAAGCCUGCGGAAAAGUGUCAGCUUGUUGGUAACCAAGAGUCGAUAUCUUGUACUAGUGAAAUAAGAGAUCUGCAUUCAACACCAGCUGCUACAGUUCCCUCUAGUAAUGUAGAUCAGUCUAUAGAUUCAGAAGAACAAAAUGAAGCAAGUGUGAUUGUAAAUCAGCCUGAAAAAAAUCUAGAGUCACAUGCAACAUCCAGUAAUGUUAGAAGAGCGAUCGAGUCCCAGGCCAUUGAUUGCGACAAUGAUGAAUAUAUUAAAGUUGAUUCUGGAGAUGAAGAGCCUGCUUACUCAGCUGAUACAGAUACUAGCACUGCUGCACACACAUUAAGACAAAAAACUACUAAACGAACCGGAGUGUGUGCUGUAUGCAUCGCCCGAUCUGCUCAAUUCGUAAAAUCUACAGCAGGGAUAUCGGACGAUGAGUCUGACAGUGACGGUGAUGACCGUUUUCAAAUCGACCAUAUAACGAAGCGAGGACUUCGACUGAAAAUGGUGCAAGUUUUCUUCAGACAUGGUGCUAGAACACCUUUGAAUUUAAUACCAAAUCCAAAGAAUAUACCAGAAUUGGAA
Messenger RNA from Saccoglossus kowalevskii, 2004 nucleotides. RefSeq lists its product as uncharacterized. Lineage: Eukaryota; Metazoa; Hemichordata; Enteropneusta; Harrimaniidae. The record is from RefSeq and is a predicted model, not a curated record. Gene Ontology annotation, cellular component: nucleus. Gene Ontology annotation, biological process: regulation of gene expression.